Erythranthe guttata (spotted monkey flower) is the source of this 1778-nucleotide messenger RNA. Its product is annotated as polyadenylate-binding protein RBP47. NCBI's taxonomy places the organism in Eukaryota, Viridiplantae, Streptophyta, Magnoliopsida, Lamiales, Phrymaceae. Gene Ontology annotation, molecular function: mRNA binding. The record is from RefSeq and is a predicted model, not a curated record. Gene Ontology annotation, cellular component: cytosol.
ACCCUAGAUCCGUCAAUACUUCCCUUUAAUUCACUCAUUAGCCGACUUCUCAAAAAACCCCUCUCUCUCUCUCUCUGAAAACCUGGUUUCUCCGACCAGGUAUAUUCCAACUUAGCGGAGGGGUAAUUUCGGAAGAGGAAAAAAUGAACGGCGGCGAUGUGAACCAGCAGCAGCAACAGCAACAGCAGCAGCAGAUUCAGCACCAGCAAUGGGUGGCGAUGCAGCAGCAGUACCAGCAGCAGUGGAUGGCGAUGCAGUACCCUGCCAUGGCGAUGCAGCAGCACAUGAUGUACAAUCAGCAAUACGUGCCGUACUACCAUCCGCAUCAGCAGCCGCCGCAGCAGCAGCAGUAUCAGCAGCCGCCGCCGCCGCCGCAGGCGUUGAAGCAGAACAAUCAGAUUCAGAGCUCCGCUGAAGAUAACAAGACGAUCUGGAUUGGAGAUCUCCAGCAAUGGAUGGAUGACGGUUAUCUGCAGUCGUGCUUUGCUCAAUCUGGGGAGGUCGUUUCAGUCAAGAUAAUCCGCAACAAGCAGACCGGUCAAUCAGAGAGAUACGGAUUCAUCGAGUUCAACUCUCAUGCAGCAGCAGAGAAAGUUCUGCAGAGCUACAAUGGCACGAUGAUGCUUAAUACAGAACAGCCCUUCCGCUUAAACUGGGCAGCGUUUAGUGCGGGUGACAGGCGCCCCGAUAUUAUUCCUCCUCCUACUACCCCUGGUUCUGAUUUGUCGAUAUUUGUUGGAGAUCUAGCUACUGAUGUCACUGAUGCACUAUUGCAUGAUACCUUUGCCAGUAGGUAUCCAUCUAUCAAAAGCGCAAAAGUUGUGGUCGAUGCAAAUAGUGGUCGCUCCAAAGGCUACGGCUUUGUCAGAUUCGGUGAUGAAAACGAGAGAACUCGAGCCAUGACUGAAAUGAACGGUGUGUAUUGCUCUAGCAGACCUAUGCGAGUUGGCGUGGCAACUCCCAAAAGACCCUCACCACAGCAGCCACAGUAUUCUUCACAAGCUGUUGUGUUGGCCGGUGGUGGAUUUGCAAAUGGUGUUGUGCCACAAGGCCAAGCUGAGAACGAGUCAUCUAACACAACAAUAUUUGUGGGAGGACUUGACUCUGAUGUUACUGAUGAAGAGCUGAGGCAGGCUUUUGUCUCGUCCGGUGAGGUUAUUUCUGUAAAAAUACCAGCUGGAAAGGGAUGCGGCUUUGUACAAUUUGCCAACCGAAACGGUGCAGAGGAUGCUCUUGAGAGAUUAAACGGAGCAGUUAUCGGCAAGCAGACAGUUCGUCUUUCUUGGGGUCGCAAUAUGGGAAACAAGCAGUUUAGGACGGAUCAAAAUGGUCAAGGGUACAACGGGGGUUACUACGGAAGGCAAGGUUACAACGGGGGGUAUGGAUAUGGACCGUCUUCAAACGGUCAUGGUAACCAUCAGCAGACUGUCAGCUAACCCGAACCCGCCUAUAUAAUAUGCUCUCUCUGUAUUGAGCUUAUGUAUCCACAAAACCCAGAAAUCUGUGGGUAAAAGAAUUUUGUAGCUUGGAUUAAAAUAUCACGUCCGACGAACCUUUUUUUUUUCUUUUCUUUUUUUUUUUCGAACUUGUGAUUGAGAUAUGACUUUUUAAACAGUUUGUUAUAAUGGUUCUAGUGUUGGUAAUUAUUUUUUCUUCUGAUUUCUGAGGGCCUUACUAAAGAUUAAUCGGACAUUGUUUUAUUACAUAUACCUACUUUUCAAGAAAAUGGUUUGAUCAUUGUAUUUGUAUACGAGAUAAUAACAGGUCGUUUUUAUUUA